CUGUCUAUCUGUCUGUCGUUGUUUGUCGAUCAGAUGAGAAGUACAAAAAACGAUGGUCAGUGAAGGUGUCAUCAGCGCUGUUGGUGACGCGCUAAUCCCUCGACCUCCGUAGUCGAAUCGUGUGUUUACAUUCGCGGAACCCUACGUUCAACAACAAAAACCUUUUCCUCGUCGAAAUGAUGAAAAAGUGUAGCCGUAGGUGGUGAAUUUAAAAUCCCCGAGGUUUUAUUUUAACGUGUGUGUGAGUGAGAAGCGGCAGAGAGAUGGACUACUGCAGGAAACAGGUCAAAUCAGACUGUGAGGAGCUGCUGAGCCGCUUCCAGCAAACAGAGUCCGUCCGCUUCGAGGUUUUCUCCAAAAUCUGGAGGGAAAUGAACUUCUCACAUAUUUUCUACGGCACUCUGAAGCGUGAGAAGCGAGCAUUCAGCCGUCUGGUUCUUGACAUCGCCUACAGCUUCUUCCUGCCGCCGUUCAGCUUCCAGAUCAGAGUGGGAGGACUUUAUCUGCUGUACGGCCUGUAUCAGUGUCAGACCGCCUCGCCCCCAGAGCAGAUCCGUCUGGCGCUGAAGGACUGGGACGAUGUGAAGAAGUUUGAGAAAGACGCUGUGGACGCUCAGCACUACGACACCGUCUACAUCUUCAGAAAGCUGAUGUCCCUCAAAGCGUUCCACUUUACUGCCAUGCCCACUCUGCUUGCCUACCAGAAGAAGAGGAAAGUGGAGAGGUCGGCGUUGUGUGAGGAUUUUUUGGAGCGCGCGUCUCGUCCACAGGAGUUGAUCAACAUCGAGCUGCUGGAGGAAUUGUCCAACAUUCACGGGCUCUACGAGAAGAUGAAGACUUCUGUCUCCUCCAUUUCAGAACAGGCAAAUUCAUCUGUCAAUCUGAUCCAUAAAGACCUCAUGCCUCGGCUGCGCAGCACUGUGGUGCAUUUCUACAACUGGCAGCAGAGGAAGGAUGGUGCAGAAGAAGAUGAAGACAGCGGUGAAGGAACAUCAUCUCAGCAGGAGUGCUCCAUAAGAGCCGAGCGCCUCGCCUCCAUCAAAUCCAAGGCAUACGGACAGGCAGCAGAGGCCUCCAAGUCACGUCGUCAUCGUCAGGUGGAGGUGGAUUUCACCAGUAGCGAGGCUGGACCCUCCAACACACCGGGCCCCUCCAGGAUUACUAAACCAUCACUCAAAGCCAGAACCAAUGAGAAUGUACAUAUCUCAGGUGACGUGUGGCAAGAAGCCACGACGACCACUCAGAUCAAUCGUCUCACCAGUCUGGACUCUGUUCCUGAAGAGAAACCAAGAAAGUCCAAAAAAUUCAAGUGGUGACGACGACAACAACAACAACAACAACAACAACAACAACGCAUGAAUCAACCUUCAUCCUGACUGGAGCUGCUGAUCAGGGCUUUUUAAAGAUUGUUUUAAGGAUGAUGUCUCAGUAAAAAUGCUCUUAUAUGUUUUAUCAUGCUAAUUUAAACCUUCAAAGUUAUUGCCACUUACUGGAAAGCUACAUCAUAAAAAUGUGAAUGUUUUUAUAUUUUAAAAUGUUUUAAUUUAUUUUUUAAAUGAGUGGAACCUCAUAAUGGCCUCAUCAUGGUAUUUGCUUCUAAUGUUAAAAUAUUUUAUAAAAUAUAAGCAUUUUAUAUAAAAACUUUUGUACAGUU
This is a messenger RNA of Lates calcarifer (barramundi perch), 1654 nucleotides long. RefSeq names its product small nuclear RNA activating complex, polypeptide 1b (gene snapc1b). The record is from RefSeq and is a predicted model, not a curated record. NCBI's taxonomy places the organism in Eukaryota, Metazoa, Chordata, Actinopteri, Centropomidae. Gene Ontology annotation, biological process: snRNA transcription by RNA polymerase III; snRNA transcription by RNA polymerase II. Bases 264 to 1316 code for a protein of 350 amino acids. Gene Ontology annotation, cellular component: snRNA-activating protein complex. Gene Ontology annotation, molecular function: sequence-specific DNA binding. The transcript has 10 exons.